AUGCUUAAGGAAGACUAUGGUUACCCAGAUACUCUUGACUUUAGUGACAGAUAUAAAGAAGCUAUUAGAAAGUUCAAGGAAGGAAAUACUGACCCGAACCUAUUUAGCUUUAUGGUUCAGCACCAAAUGGGAUAUAAUUUCAAACCUGGAAAAUACAAGCUCGCUAAGGGAUAUGAUUUAAUAGCAUAUCAUCCAAAUGACAUGGAUGAAUUUACUCCGAGAUAUUUGGUGUCAGAGCUAAAUGAUAAUUCAACUCUCUUCAUGAAACGCGUAAAAAAUAGAGACGGAACGAAAGAAGAAAGGUUUAUGAGUCCGGAUGACUUAGAUAGGGAACUUUUUAAAAACGGUCUCGGAAUAUAUGAAAUGCCAGCAGAUGAGGUACAAGAAACCCCACAGGAAGAAGUUCAGAUACAACCAGACAUGGAAGAAAUAGUUCAGCAACAACAGCUAGAAGAGCCUGAAGGAAACGAACAAGUCCCUCCUUUGGAAACUAACUUCACAGAACUAGAUGAAGAUUUGGAACAGCCGAAAAAUCUUGACCCUCAACAAGAGUAUGCGGAGAAUAUGGAAUCUUUCCAAGAGUCUAAGAAAAAUUCGGCUGACAUAGUAGAAGAAUAUCGAAAAAUGUUCGCCGACAUACAAAAGACUCCAACAUCAGAUGAAAAUAUUCAGCAUAGAAUGGAAGUACUGAAAGAAAAUGUACGCAAAUACAACAAUCCUUUUUACUUACGACCAUAUAACGUUCAAUCUUUGGCUGAACUCGGUGAAAAUAAAAGGUUAAAUUUCACCAAAACAUAUAGAAAUGAAACAUUGUUUAAAGUUCAUUCAGAACCUAACCAAUAUGGAAACAAACCUACUUUU
This is a messenger RNA of Trichomonas vaginalis G3, 861 nucleotides long. RefSeq names its product protein of unknown function, DUF4106 family. The record is from RefSeq and is a predicted model, not a curated record. NCBI's taxonomy places the organism in Eukaryota, Parabasalia, Trichomonadida, Trichomonadidae. The transcript has a single exon. The annotation marks the transcript as partial.